Molecule: messenger RNA, 958 nt
Organism: Bufo gargarizans (Asiatic toad)
Lineage: Eukaryota; Metazoa; Chordata; Amphibia; Anura; Bufonidae
Product: myelin protein P0-like
Exons: 3
Coding region: 1-567 (188 amino acids)
Cellular component (GO): membrane
Source: RefSeq, a predicted model, not a curated record
AUGAACACUCAGCCAAGACAGAAGAUGGAAGCUUCAUCUCUGCUACAUUUUCUGCUCAUCGUGCAUCUGACCUUCUCAAGAUCUGCAGUAAAUGGGCAAAAACAGGUGGUGGUGACACAACCAGAGGUGGUGAGAGCAGAGGCAGGAGGAACGGUGGCCAUCACCUGCUCGUUUGCAUCUUAUAUUCCCUCCUACUCUGUGACAUGGACCUUAGGGUGCAAUACUUCUGAGAAACUUCAGGAUCUCACGUGUUUCCAACGCAGGAUAAACAUCUCUUCCCCAGAUCCUGGUCAGACACCACACAGCCCACAUGGAGAACCCAACUAUGAGGUGAAUGUGACAAUCAUUAUCAUCAACCUGACAGAGAGCGACUCAGGAACCUUCUGUUGUCAUGUAAAGACUCCUAAUAUGGCGGGAACUGGACCUGGAACAAGACUGGAGGUCACUCCGAGAUCUAUUCCUGCAGAGCCCAUUCAAGCAGUGUGCCUCCUAGUGGAAAUCAUACACAUCGCCUGCCUCAUUAUCCUAAUCAUACUCCUGGGCAUUGCUGUCAAGAAGUCCUGUUAAUGCGCCAUCUUCGCUUAUGACCCCCUAUAUACUAUUGGUUUCCUUUCUCUAUAGUAUAUUAGUAAUGAUCGGCACAAAGCCUAAUACCUGAAUUGGACGACCGCACGACGGACCACACAUUGAUAAUCAGCAGUGAUUUUGGAGCUGCUGUAAGAAUUGAUAAAGGGGUACUCUGACGAGAGACAUAUAUGCCAACGUCUUUUACAAGCUGGGCCACAAAAAAGGGUGGAGUUUGCAUAUAAUUUGCAUGAAAAUAGGUGUGUCUGGCAGGUUUAGGGCGUGGCUUCCAGGUGACAGACGUCUCUCCUUCCCUGUCUUUGCUCCUCUCUCUCUCUUAUCUGUGGUUCAGGACUUAACAUGAAAUGUAUUGGAAUUAAUAGAAAAAAAUAAA